CGUCGCGCUGCACUUUUUGCUCGGAAAAAAGAUCCACUUUACCUAAUUCGACCCUCAGGAAUCGAUUGGUGGGCUCAGAAACUUCGUCAAAGACGGUCUUUAACUGUGCUGAAAUUUUUCAGGAAAAAGAAAACCGCGACAAAAUGGAGGAGGUGAAGGGCCUGGAAGUGGACAGCCUUGGCCGUCUCUGGGCAGUUGACGUGGGAAGCAAUAAUUCUCCUGCUAAACUGUGGAUUUUUAACCUCAGCAAUGGCGAUUCUGUUGCUCUCGUUCAUCAGUUUUCCAGUCUCGUCGUGAGCUAUACUUAUAAUCGACGAGAUCUGCGAAAGCCGGUGUUGGACGAAACAGCAAAUGACUCACUAGCCUACAUCCCAGACGUUAACACAAAUAAAAUAGUCGUGUUUAGUGAAAAAAGGAACGAGUCGUGGAGCGUCCAAGUGAAAGAAAGAAUUUACUUCAGUGCUCUUGCCCUUUCUCCGAAAAACAAAAGAGAUUUUGUCUACCUCGGCGAUCAUGUCCAAACAUACAAAAACCUGUACAAAAUUCCUAUUUCCAACCUGAAGAAGGGGGGAAAAGUAGAAGUGUCCCCUUCAUUCGUGGGCAGCAGGAAUGGGAGUUCGUGGAAAAUGCUCAUGGACAGUAGAGGAACAUUGUAUUUUGACGUUCGGACGGACCAGGAUGAGCAGGGACGCAUCGCCACCUGGAACACAAACACACCUUUCAACGAGGAAAUCACCUUCCAGUUUCAGUUUUCGCUUACACGUUAUUCGAUUGCCUUCGAUACGUGUGGCAAUCUUUGGCUUUUGCUUUGGGAUGGAAGGAAAUACCAGUUGCUCAAGGCGGCAGUCGGCGCCAAAUCCUAUUUAUACAACGACUCUGAUGCUUUCACAGCUUGCGGAAAAAGAAUAAGUGACUCGACGGUAGGCAGCGGAAACGCUGCAAUCGACUGUAGUGGUUUGCGGCAUUUGAACGUGGUGUUGUCUUGCUGGAAUUUGUUUGCAUUUUUCUCGAUCGGACUACAGAUAUUUUGGUUUCGAGCGUUGACAAGGAAAAAAUACGCAAUUUUGAAAACCAAAAAGGAGCAAGAGGAAACGUACAUGCCCGCUGAUGAUCCCGCAAAUUUCCAGCGGACUUCUUUCACUCCCGGGGAACCGAUUUACGAAGAAGUCAAGCCUUGCACGUCCUCCAAUUCCACAUGUCUUGAAAGCCAAUGUUAAACGCUUUUAUAUUUGAUUUACUUUAAA
Cloeon dipterum is the source of this 1244-nucleotide messenger RNA. RefSeq lists its product as uncharacterized. Bases 144 to 1217 code for a protein of 357 amino acids. The transcript has 3 exons. NCBI's taxonomy places the organism in Eukaryota, Metazoa, Arthropoda, Insecta, Ephemeroptera, Baetidae. The record is from RefSeq and is a predicted model, not a curated record.